AUGUUAGCGUAUACACAAUCCUCUGCUGGAGGUGAUCAACAUUGUGGUCAGUUCGUCAAUAAAGAUGAUAGUAUAAAUCAUUUGUCUUCAAGUUCUUUACAGUACACUCCAACUAAAUCCAUGAUGAAGUCAGUAACCAGUAAUCCAAAUAACAAUAAUAUUAAACUUAUUCACAGUUCACCAAUCAACUUUGAUGAUCCCAGUGUACAUCAAUCCCUAGGAUCUAGUCGAAGAGGUACACUUAAUACAAGCGUUGGUGUUAAUAAUACGGAGAUUUUACUUCAUGAAGCUAGACUAGAAAGAGAAGAGGAGUAUGCAACGUUCUGGUCACUUUCUGUUGGACAACUAACAAUAUUACGGAAAUUAGCUUUAAUACAAUUGGCAAGUUUAGCUGAGAAACACUGUUCGAUUAAUCGUUCACCAUUUAGUUGGAGAUUUAUGAGAUACAGAGCUCUAUUAACCUCUGGUGAUUCAAAUCUUUUAUCCAACACCUUAACCACUUCCCCGCUACCCGAGAAGAAAUCAGUGACCAGUCCAAACGGUGAAACGUCUAAAUUAGAUUCCGUAGAGUCGAAUAACGUUCCAUGUCAGAGCCAAUCACCAACCAGUGAACAUAUUCAACAAUCGCCUCUUCCCAAUCUGGCAACGUCGAUUAGGUUAUCCUCUUCCGCCAGCUGUUGUACACAUGAUGGAUCACUUGGAAAUGAAUGGAACUACAGCCAUGGAAUAUUUAGGCGGCCUGGUGGGAAAUUAAGGAUGUUAGCAUUAAGAGAAGAAAUCGAACAAGAUAUAAAUUGGAAGAAAUUUGAUGACUGGCAACCAUAUGAUAUAGCCGAUUUAUUAAAACAAUUCUUUCGUGAACUACCGGAGUGUUUAUUCACCAGUAAAUUGGCAACAGUACUUGUGAAUGUUUACGUAUGUGUUCCAAACUCAGUUCAAAUUGAUCUUUUGCGUUGGAUAUUGAUAAGCCUACCAGAUGAAAAUCGUGUUGUCUUACAAAAGUUGUUAUACUUACUCAACCAUUUAUCUCGUCAUAGUGAUGUAACUGAGAUGAGUGCUAGUAAUCUGGCUGUUUGUUUUGCUCCAUCACUUUAUCGAUUAAUCAAACCACCAACAUUGUCCAAUCAAGGUGUAAGCCUUAGUCCACGACGUCUACGACGAACAACUAGUGGACCAGAUCCAAAAGAUUUAGCUGAUCAACGUGCUGCUCAAUUGAGUUUAAGUGCAAUGAUCACCUUAGCUCCAAGUCUAUUUCAAAUCUCAUGCUCUCUCCUAAAUCAUUCAACUCUGUUGACUAGUUUGACUCCAUCACCUCCAGAUUUAGAAUCAAUCAUUCCAAAUGGUGACUGGCCACAAUGGAUACAAAAUUCACUGAGUGAUUUAAUACGUGAAUGCUCUUCAUCAAAGUCUAAAGGUUGGAAUGUAGUCAGUCGUGAUGCUAUGAAAUGUUACGGCGUUGAUUCUGGAGCUAAUGAAAUGUUGGAUGGCUUUGAAGUUCACUACAAAAAGGUGCCUAACUCAACCGAAACAAAAGCCACACCGAACAACUUACGUUUAUGGCGUUGUUCCAUUCACAUACCUGAGUCGAGUCCACGUGUUAUAUUGAAUCGAUUCUCUCAAAAUAGAACAUCAUGGGAUCCAGAAGUGGUACAAAUGAAAAUAGUCGAUCAAAUAUCAGAUUGUGUUGAGCUGUGUGAAUUGCAUAUGUCCACCGUAUAUCCACAACCAAAAUUGAAUCAGUGUACAAAUACACUUGGUCAUGUCUAUGAAGAUCAUGUUUAUAUUCGUCCUGCCAGUGAUGGUCAAGGCUGUCGCGUAUAUUUACUAUCUCGUGUAGAUUUAAAGGGAUAUGGGCCUGAUUGGUACAUGAAUCAAUGGGGUCAUACAUUAUGUCGACGACUAAUAAAUUUGAAACGAUCUUUCCAAAAGCAGAAAACACCAGUUUUAGUCUAUGAAUUGGAAGAGACAAUACCCAGACCUUCUCCACCUCCGUAUACUAGUGUUACUAUUACUUCAAGUAGUGACACUGAUCAUCAAACUGUUCCAACAACGUCUAAUGUUUCAUCUAGAACAAUCGCAAUUAGCAGAUUUUAA
Messenger RNA from Heterobilharzia americana, 2094 nucleotides. The record is from the annotation of a GenBank genome assembly. NCBI's taxonomy places the organism in Eukaryota, Metazoa, Platyhelminthes, Trematoda, Strigeidida, Schistosomatidae.